GAAGAUUGAACUAUAAAAUUGAGUCGGCAAAAACUGGAAUCUCGAUGGUUUUGAAUCCAACGGUCAGAAAUCAGUCGAUUCCCGCCCUUUAUACGGUUGACUUUGGAACAGAGCAAGAGUGAAGGAGAAGGGAAAGGCGCGAAAGAAAGAUGUGUGGAAGGGCUCGUUGUACUCUGAGGGCCGAUGACAUCCCUAGAGCUUGCCACCGGACCGGUGGUUCAGUCCGUACUGUUAAUAUAGACCGGUAUCGUCCGUCGUACAAUGUUUCGCCGGGAUCGAAUUUGCCUGUUGUUCGGAGAGCGGACGGAUCAUCAGAUGGUGGUGAAGAUGUGGUACUUGAAUGCAUGAAAUGGGGUUUAAUUCCCAGUUUCACUAAGAAAACUGAGAAACCUGAUCACUACAAGAUGGUAAUGUUUAAUGCACGUUCUGAGUCCAUAGGUGAAAAGGCUUCUUUUCGUCGCCUGGUUCCUAGAAGCCGGUGCCUUGUUGCAGUAGAAGGGUUCUAUGAGUGGAAAAAAGAUGGAUCUAAAAAGCAGCCUUACUACAUCCAUUUCAAGGAUGGUCGGCCUCUUGUGUUUGCUGCCCUUUAUGAUUCUUGGGAAAACUCUGAAGGUGAAAUGUUUUAUACCUUCACUAUUCUUACCACUUCCUCAUCCUCAGCUUUAAAGUGGUUGCAUGACAGGAUGCCUGUUAUUUUGGGUGACAAGGAAUCAAGUGAUAAAUGGCUAACUGGAUCUUCAGCCACCAAAUUUGAUACGUUGCUUAAACCGUAUGAGAAUUCAGAUUUGGUUUGGUACCCAGUGACACCAGCUAUGGGCAAGCCAUCUUUUGAUGGGCCAGAGUGCAUAAAGGAGAUAAAGCUGAAAACAGAAGGGAGCAAUCUGCUGUCAAAAUUUUUCUCCCCGAAGGGGAUUAAAAAAGAAUCGGAGUUAAAGUCGGAGAAGGAAAGUACUUCUGACAUAUCAGUCAAAAGUGAUCUGCCUAAAAGCUUGAAAGAAGAACCGAAAGAAGAACCUGAACCCAGAGAGAGUAAUGAAGGACAAUCAUCUUUAACUGAAAAUGAAGAGCAAGACUUCAAAUCUAGUGAACCUACAUUGCCUAAGGACGAUGCAGGUAAGUGCCAGACAAAGCGUGCUUAUGAAGAGCUUUCAGCUGAUUCAGAGUUGGCUACGGAUGAAACCGAAAAGCUGAUAACUAGUCCAGCAAAGAAGAAGGGAAACUUGAAGAGUGCUGGUGAUAACAAACAGCCUACUCUCUUUUCUUACUUUGGAAAAUGCUAGACUCUUAUUCCUUGUGUGUAAAUAUGCACAGACGGCUUUAGAAUUGAUGGUGGUGGAAAGGUAAUGUGAAGGUUUUUCUUUAGCACGAUGCAAACCUUCAAUCGCUAGGAAGCCGGUUCUGUCGCACCCAAUGACUAUCGUACACUUUUUUUUUUAGUCUCCUUUAGUUUUCCUGCCUUAGCAGCAACGCUUUCUUUUGCUAGUUUGAAAAAAUAUACAAUAUAUGGAAGUUAAGAAAGAACAAAGUUUAUUUUUCAUUAUUA
Molecule: messenger RNA, 1543 nt
Organism: Ziziphus jujuba (common jujube)
Lineage: Eukaryota; Viridiplantae; Streptophyta; Magnoliopsida; Rosales; Rhamnaceae
Exons: 8
Coding region: 150-1280 (376 amino acids)
Biological process (GO): DNA damage response
Molecular function (GO): single-stranded DNA binding
Source: RefSeq, a predicted model, not a curated record